UUGGCGCACCUCGAAGAUCGAAGACUGGGUCGAGUGUUAUGUUUUCCAUCUUGAUAUAAUUAACUUCCUAGUGUAUUUACAAAUUUAAGAAUUCUUUUACUUUUAUUUUAAUAAUUAUACAGCCAGUUACUGAAAUUAACUGUAUUUAUAUUUUAUCUAUAUCUUAAAUUUAUUGGAUUAACGUAUGCUUUAUAAAAGCAAAGAUAACUUAUUUGGUAAAUAAUCAAGAAGUUGUUUAUAUCUAAAGCUAUGGUUCUCACAUUCUACUUGGAAAAUUAAUUUUUUUUCCAUAAAUAAUGCCUCCACCACCACCUCCACCUCCACCAAGUGCACCUCCUCCUCCUAAAGUUAAUACAGAUGGUGGUGUUAAAAAGACUGGAGGUGGAGGAGAUGCUGGUGCUGGAAGAGGUAUGCUUCUUUCAUCAAUUCAAACUGGUGCAAAGCUGAAGAAAACUGUCACUAAUGAUCGCUCUUCACCCCAAAUUGGAAAAGUGAAUAAUGGCCCUUCUGGUGGAAACGAAUUAUCACAUGGUGUAAAGGAAGCAGGCUCAUGUGGUCCUCCCAUGUCCGGAAUGUUUGCUGGUGGAAUGCCGAAACUUCGCCCUGCUGCUGACAAAGGGAAGCCUGGUGGUGGAGGAGGAGCUGCUAUACUGCCACCUAAUAAGCGAAGUCCUCCUCAAAACAAUGAAUCAAAUCAGCCUCCAAAUUCAUAUCCUUCUCCAAUAAAUCCAACAAGUUCUUCUGGAAAUCUAGCUGGCCAAAGAUUACCUACACCUCAAACUAAUUCCAAACCACCACCUCCUCCAUCCAGAGAGUUAUCUUAUGAUCAACAAAGGGUGGGAGUUGCAUCAUUGCAAAAUGAUUCUGUUAGUUUACCUAUUUCCAAUAAACCGCCUCAGCUUCCUUCAAAUCAAAAUAGGAGUGGUGCACUACCAACACAAACUAAUGUUAGAGGUCCACCACCAAUUUCUGUUAACCCACCUCCCCCUCCACCAAAUCGAUCAAGUGGACCUCCAAAUUCUUCAAGAACGGCCCCACCUCCUCCUCCUUCAAGAGAUUCAUUAAACACUCGUAACUUACCACCUCCGCCGCCUAAUCGAAUGGGUGGGAAUCCAUCUCAAAAUGAUUCGCUCAGAAGAGUAGCAAGCUCUUCAAGUAUUGGUGGAAUUGAAAUAAAUGUAUCUUCCUCAUUCAGCAAUCAACCACCACCACCACCUGUACAUCGAACUUCUGUUACAACUGCACCUCCUCGCCAAAGAAGUGCAACAACAGAUGAUAUACAACCUCCACCUCCGCCACCACCUCGAGGUAGUGGUAUGCGGCAAUCGAUGGUAUUUCCUCCUCCGCCAUCACCUUUGGAUUCAAAUUAUGAAGCACGAUUUCAGUUUUCAAAUGAUUUCCCAGAUCCUGAUCAGUUUCGAAAUAUUCAAAAAACAUACCCAAGUAAAGCUGCUAAAAAUAAUGAGAAAAGUAAAACAAAAUCAAUUUAAUAUACCAAAUCGUUCAGCACCACCUCCACCGCCGUCUGGUCGCAACGCGCCUUUGCCACCACCGCCUCCUCCUCCAAAUAGAAGAUAGAUUGUAUUUCAAGUAUUUUUUUUAGUAUGCUUGCAAUAUUCUCUAUAAAGGGUUUUUGAAAAUGUUUAUAGUUGUUAUGAUUACUUUGUUACUUAGUUAUUGUUGCCAUGACUAUUUAACCAUAAUUUGUAUUUUUUUUAAAAAAAUUUGUUGGAAUUUACAAUUCUGAUUUAUAUACGCUAUUUUUUUAUAUAUAAAUUGUGUCUAAACAGUGUAAAAUUAGAAAAAAGCACACUAAAUAAUUUUUAUGUUGCAAUUAAUUUUUUUAGUUUGUAGAUCUAAACAGGCUGAUCAGGUAGACAGGCAUAUUUAGAUAAAAUUUAUUUUUAGUGAACAUUUAUAACAAUAUGGAUUUUGUUUUAUCGCUAGAAUUUAAUAAAAAAAGUUUUCGCUUUUAUAUAAA
Messenger RNA from Hydra vulgaris (swiftwater hydra), 1981 nucleotides. NCBI's taxonomy places the organism in Eukaryota, Metazoa, Cnidaria, Hydrozoa, Anthoathecata, Hydridae. The record is from RefSeq and is a predicted model, not a curated record.